AUGCCGAAACACAAAAGCAAGUCAAAAGUGAAGCGUGGCCAAGCUCUUCAAAAUUAUUGGCAUUUGAGAAAUCAGCGGAAAUCCCAUUCAGAAAAUCUGGACAAAGAUCCGUCAACUGAAUCAUUACAUUCAUCUACGACUAUUGAAGAAACUCACGAUCCGUUUGGUAUGGCAGUUGAUGAGGAGACUUCGUCGCCGGAUAUUACGCUUCCACAAGAUCACAUCUUACCGGAAUUAACUAUUGAAAAGAAUCAACCAGAGACAGAAAAAAGAAAUAUAUUUGGCAGACGAAUUGUUGAUGUACAAUACUUUUUUUCAAAAUUGCAAGAAAUCAGCAAUCAUAGCCCCUAUAACUGUGGAGUACAAAGUUUAAAAAUUGUUGGAGAGAAACGAGUUGGAUUGUCAUCCAAGUUGACUCUAGAGUGUUUAAUGUGUAAAGGAAAGUUUUUAUUAAAUAAUGUCCCAGGUGAUCUGGAAAUAAAUACAGAAGCAGUCGCGGGUUUGUCGAUGUGUAAAGAAAAGUAUAUUCUAAAUGUCUCCGGUGAUCUGGACAUAAAUACAGCUGCGGUUGCUGGUGCAGUUUCUGUUGGCAUAGGCUACUCACAAUUAGAGGAAUUACUAUCAGCGAUCGAUUUACCUAUGAUGACUGAGCCUCUGUACCAAAAACAGCACGAGUUUGUUUCUAACGCCUGGGAAAAAGCACUUGGUCAAUCCAUGCAAGAAGCUGCAGAAGAAGAAAAAAGAAUUUCUUUAGAAAAAGGUCGUGUGACCACUGAUGGCAUUCCUAUUAUAGAUGUUAUUGUUGAUGGAUGCUGGAACCCAAGACAUACCAGAAAUAUGGAAAUACGUAAUCCAACCUAUAUAAUGGAAGCUAUAAAGAAAAAAGAAGAGAAAAAGAAACUUGAAAUCUCCAAGAGGAAAAUACAACGCAUAAUUCCAAUUGCUGAGCAAGAAGAAAAUACAACGCUUUCCUUAUAUCAAGAAUCGAUACGGUCGUCAACACCAGUAAUUCCAGAAGCGGAACAACCAACCUGUUCACGAUACUUAAAUUAUAAUGAAUUUUAA
Messenger RNA from Arctia plantaginis, 1065 nucleotides. The record is from the annotation of a GenBank genome assembly. Lineage: Eukaryota; Metazoa; Arthropoda; Insecta; Lepidoptera; Erebidae.